Molecule: messenger RNA, 475 nt
Organism: Suillus clintonianus
Lineage: Eukaryota; Fungi; Basidiomycota; Agaricomycetes; Boletales; Suillaceae
Exons: 2
Source: RefSeq, a predicted model, not a curated record
AUCGUAGUCUCCAAAACAAAACAUGCUCGUAAUUACAUUUCGGAACGCUUCCGAGUCAUCUCCACUGUCACAUGGUCUAAAAAUCUCUCCAAACCAUACGCCAAUGAUCCACAACAAAAGGCCAACAUUGAACAGAUGGUCAUCGACCAUGCCAAAAACAAUGGCAUUGAAGCUCGAGGUGCAGAAUCGGUCAUAAUCAAAUCCACUGCGCACAGGGGCGGCACCAGUCCAGGUGCACCUUCACACGUUACAGCAGAAUUUAAAGCCCCGGAUGGUGCGCACAUUACGACCCAACACGUUCCCGUGUAAAGUUCAGAUGCGAUGUGGGAAGACUGUGUGGUGUAUGAUGAAUAUUGAGGCCUGAGGAAGACGUUAUGCGGGCAUCGAUUUACGCGUGUUGUUGUGAUGCUGUACAUUAUAUUGCUCAAGAUACCAUUACCAUCUGUUCACCGGUUCCCUGAUUUUAGAGACUCGU